UAAUCCCCGGUUCACAUCUAUGCGGGUGGUGCCGCUGCGGAUCCGCACGAAAAUCCAUGCAGCAGCACCACCCGCACAGAGAAUUGCGGACCCACGGGUGGGUGCCAUUAGUUCUAAUGGCACACCGCCCGCACUGGGAAAUGCAAUUGUACUGGGAACCGAGGUUCCUGUGCGGGCUGCGUUUUCCAAAGUAGUGCAGGGACUUCUUUCCCUGCGUGUCACGGGCACGGGAGUCCAUUUAAAUGAAUAAGCUCUCAUCCAGGGGCGAACUGACCAUUUGGAAACUC
Staurois parvus is the source of this 287-nucleotide messenger RNA. NCBI's taxonomy places the organism in Eukaryota, Metazoa, Chordata, Amphibia, Anura, Ranidae. The record is from the annotation of a GenBank genome assembly.